AUGACUGCAGAUCAGGCGAUAGUGAUAGACAAUGGUUCCUAUCAGGUGAAGUUUGGCUUGGCGAGCGAGGUGCGGCCGCGAGUGGCGCUGAAUGCGCUGGCGAAGGACAAAUAUGGUGUGACGCAUCUCUCUAACCAGGUCCAAAAUAUCAAGGACAUUUCUUCUGUGGUGUUCCGGAGACCGCACGAGUUGGGACAGUUGACAUCGUGGGAGUUGGAGAGUUGUAUUUGGGACUACUGUUUGUACAAUCCAGAUGAGUUCGGUAUCGAUUGGCAAAGCUUGGAGAACAGGCAUGUGGUGCUGUCCGAGACCUGUAUGACACUGCCUGAGCUGAGUAAGAAUACGGAUCAGGUAUUAUUUGAAGAAUACGAGGUCGAUUCUCUGUACAAAGCACCAACAGCUGCAUAUAUCCCUUUUUACACUACAAAUGAGAAUAUAAAAACCAUCUCUGGAAAAUCUGAUCAUGGGGAGCUCGACAUUGAAGAAAAAAUUGAAGCUGGCAAGGAAUACAACGACUUCAGCUUGGUGAUAGACUCAGGUUUCAAUUGUACAUGGGUGAUACCUAUUGUUAAGGGUGUACCAUACUAUAAGGCAGUUAAGAAAUUAGAUGUUGGUGGUAGAUUUCUAAAUGGUCUACUCAAAGAGACAAUAUCAUUCAGACAUUACAAUGUGAUGGAUGAAAGUAUCUUAGUAAAUAAUAUUAAAGAACAGUGCCUAUAUGUGGACCCUGUAUCUUAUUUUGAAGCAUUUAAAGCAAAAGGCAAGAAUAAGAUCGAUUUUGUUUUACCAGAUUUUCAAACAAGUUUUCAAGGGUAUGUACGAGAUCCCAAGACAGCUCUUCCCGAUAACGCUCAGAUAUUGACACUAACUGACGAACGUUUUUCAGUCCCUGAAGCAUUUUUUCAUCCAGAGAUAUCACAAUCACUGAAGCCGGGUAUUAUUGAGACUGUCUUAGAAAGUAUCUACAUGCUACCUGAGUUAUUGAGACCCUUGAUGGCGAGUAAUAUUGUAUGCAUGGGAGGAAAUUUUAACUUGCCUGGUUUCACUGAUAGACUAGUGUCAGAACUUCAAAGGCAAUUGCCCACUGAUUGGGUUUGUAGGGCGAAAAUAUCAUCAGGAGAUAAAUCGCUAACCGGAUGGACAGCUAUGGCUAAAUUCGCUCAUACAGAUGCCUACAAAAAAGCACGAGUUACUAAAGAAGACUAUUUUGAGCACGGCUUGGAUUGGACAACUAAGGAACGGUUUGGUUAUCAAAAUUGGGUAUGA
Messenger RNA from Nakaseomyces glabratus, 1266 nucleotides. It is a transcript of the gene ARP6, whose product is annotated as Arp6p. Lineage: Eukaryota; Fungi; Ascomycota; Saccharomycetes; Saccharomycetales; Saccharomycetaceae. Gene Ontology annotation, molecular function: nucleosome binding. The record is from RefSeq and is a predicted model, not a curated record. Gene Ontology annotation, cellular component: Swr1 complex.